AUGUCUUUGGAAACAUUUCGAGAAUCAAAAACGUAUAAAUGGACCUCCAAGGUCAUAUCAUUUCUUAUAGGACAAUGGUUUUUCAUUUUUCUUGGUGUGUUUAUUGCUCUAGCCCAUUCUUAUCCUGAAUUCGCCAAACAGGGAGGAACUAUUCGAGCUGAGUACUCUAUUGGCUACGGAGCUGUUGCAGUGAUUUUUCUUAUCAGUGGAUUAUCUAUGUCCACCAAACAAUUAUUGGUCAAUGUUGCAAAUUGGAGAGCUCAUUUUACUGUAUUAUCCAUGUCGUUCUUGAUCACCAGUGCCAUUAUCUUCGGAAUCGCUCUGGGUAUUAAAGCUAGCCAUAAUGGGGAAAUUGAUGACUGGCUAUUAAUAGGUUUGAUUGUCACCCAUGCAUGUCCAACAACUGUGUCUUCAAACGUGGUCAUGACCAAACAGGCACACGGUAAUGACAUUUUGACGUUGUGUGAAGUCUUUAUCGGUAAUGUUUUGGGUGCAUUUAUCACGCCAGCAUUGUUACAAAUGUACAUGACAGGAACUUGGGAAAUAGGUAAUCCAAGUCACCAAACGGACGGGGAUUCCACAGUGCAAGAGUUAUACGCCGAGACUAUGAAACAAUUGGGGUUAUCAGUGUUUGUGCCGUUGUUUGUUGGUCAAGUUGUUCAAAAUAUUUUCCCAAAACAAACCAAAUGGUGUUUGACAACUUUCAAGUUGAGCAAAGUUGGGUCCUUUAUGUUGUUGUUAAUUAUGUUCCAGUCGUUUUCCACUGCUUUUGCCCAACAUGCAUUCACCAGUGUCAGUCAUGCCUCUAUCAUAUUCCUAGUGUUUUUCAAUAUUGGGAUUUAUUUGUUUUUCACUGUUCUAACGUACUUAUAUUCCCGCCCGUUUUGGAUACUAAGAGUAUUCAAAGAAGAACCAAACGAGUCGUCCAGUAAACUUUAUCGGUAUAGUUAUGCAUUCUUCCGUCCAUUUUAUUACAACAGAAAAGAUACUGUUGCAGUCAUGUUGUGUGGUCCAGCAAAAACAGCAGCUUUGGGGGUGUCCUUGGUUUCUUCUCAAUACGGGUCACAUAAUCCUAAGUUGGGUAUAAUCUUGGUGCCGUUGGUUCUUUAUCAAGCGGAACAAGUGAUGACUGCUAACGUUUUGGUGAACUUUAUGAGAAAAUGGAUACACGCAGAAGAUAAGGUACCUGAAGACGAAGAAACUUCUGUGGGAUCAGACAAUGAUCCAAAGAAAUAA
Candida dubliniensis CD36 is the source of this 1236-nucleotide messenger RNA. It is a transcript of the gene RCH1, whose product is annotated as Rch1p. Gene Ontology annotation, cellular component: plasma membrane. NCBI's taxonomy places the organism in Eukaryota, Fungi, Ascomycota, Pichiomycetes, Serinales, Debaryomycetaceae. The transcript has a single exon. The coding region runs from base 1 to 1236 and encodes 411 amino acids. The record is from RefSeq and is a predicted model, not a curated record.